Messenger RNA from Dunckerocampus dactyliophorus (ringed pipefish), 1810 nucleotides. It is a transcript of the gene vipas39, whose product is annotated as VPS33B interacting protein, apical-basolateral polarity regulator, spe-39 homolog. Gene Ontology annotation, biological process: intracellular protein transport; vacuolar transport. Bases 231 to 1703 code for a protein of 490 amino acids. The record is from RefSeq and is a predicted model, not a curated record. Gene Ontology annotation, cellular component: cytoplasm. Lineage: Eukaryota; Metazoa; Chordata; Actinopteri; Syngnathiformes; Syngnathidae. The transcript has 18 exons.
GCCACCGCGGUCACCAGCCUCCUUCAAAGCGAAAAAACAGUUCCUCUUCCGCUGAUUUGUAUUAGAUGUUGCAAAGCUUUAAUUUCUUACAAACAUAUCGCGUUUGUAAAGUAGUCACUUCGGGUCGCAGUGGAGACAUUACGUCAAUACUUAAGACAGUCCGACUUAAUUGCUAAAUUAGUGACAUCGGUGCUCAAGUGCUAAUCGGCUAGCUUGUUUUCAGCAGAACGAUGAUGAAGAGUCGAGCUGAUGAGGAAGACUACUGGAACAGUUCCAAGUUUAAAGCGUUCACCUUCGACGAUGAAGACGACGAGUUGGGCAAACUGAAAGAAUCCAAACAGGCGGUCAACAGCAUCCGACUGCUGGACGAAGACGACGACGAUGACGUGGAGAAGGUCAACUGGAGCGGCGAGCCGGUGGGAAGCAUCUCGUGGUCUGUCCAAGAAACGGCAGCGUCCUACCACAGGACGGACAGAGAAGCCGCCUUCCCACCCAGGAUCAACGCGGACACUCGGAGCCUCAGCAAGGUCAAUUCGGGAUACUCCCUGAGCUCGCUCUUCAAAGGAAUCAAAGGAGGGAACGUGGCAACCUUUGCUGACGCUGCGCUCAGCGACUCGUGUGCCAGAAUUGUCGCUCCAGAAGUACGAAGACCCAAACAUGAAAACCAGGAUCUGAUCAGUGAUUGGUCACCUCAAGAGGCCGUGCACAGGAUGCAGCAAGGAAAGGCGGUGUACCUGGAGAAGUUCCGCUGUUUACGUGACAAAGUGCGACUGCUUGACUUCGCCGUCAGCGCUCACGAUGGAAACGUCAUCACAGCCGUUUUAAUUUAUCUGAAGAAAUCUCUGAGCAAAGAGGUUCUGUUUAGGGAGCUGGAGGCCAGACAGACGGCGCUGAGACAUUUCAUCCACUACCUGAAGGAAAGCGGCGAGCACACGCACUUACUGGACCUGUUCAGAGCUCUCGGGCGGAUGGAAGACGCAACGCUGCUUCAGUACAAAGACCACCUGAGCAUCACAGAUGAAAAUAAGAGGCGGGACUUCCUGAAGAGCUGCCUGAGUCUGCAGUUUUCUCCUGAAGACCAGGUCCAGGUCCAGGAUCAGGUGUCUCUGUUGGAGAGGCAGAUGAUCAUGGAGGUAACAGACCGUCAGGCAGAACAAGGAGGGAAGCUGGAAAUCUUCCAGAAGUUCCCCAGGAGAGCUUCCAUCCUCCACAUGCCGCUCAUCACCACUUUGUACUACUGCUGCUUCUACCACUACACUCAGCCGGAGGGGAGCUUCAGCAGUCCCCUCAACAUCCGGCAGAGCUUCAAGAUAUCGGAGAAGCAGUUCUUGGUGACGGCAUUGGCGGCGCGAGCCAAGCUGAAGGCGUGGUCUGACGUGGACGCGCUUUUCACCAGCCGUAACUGGCUCGGCUUCACCAGGAAAAAAUCUCCGCUCCGGUUCCAAAAAGUUGUUGACAUCCUGCAGAAAAACUCUGCCCCCACGCAGGUGCUGCAGGACUACGUGGGCCUGGUGGACGACGCGGACACGAGGAUCGCUCUGGCUCAGAAACACAAAUGUCACGACAUCGUCAUCAACACGGCCCGGGACUUGAAAGACCGGCAGCUGUUGCUGGGAUACCGAGGGAAGGUUGAGGCGGGGUCAGUGGAGGACAGGAAGAUCGACGAGCUGCUCAACAACCCACAAAUCCGCUGGAAAAAUUGACAAGCAUCAGCGAGUGGGCAGCGGGGAUAAGCUUUCUGCAGUCAUCACUUUGACUUACUUGGGUUGAAAACAAUAAAAAAAUCAAGUUUGUCAUUCAAAUAUGAAAA